This is a messenger RNA of Pogoniulus pusillus (Red-fronted tinkerbird), 3268 nucleotides long. It is a transcript of the gene ERAL1, whose product is annotated as Era like 12S mitochondrial rRNA chaperone 1. Gene Ontology annotation, biological process: ribosomal small subunit assembly. The record is from RefSeq and is a predicted model, not a curated record. The transcript is spliced from 11 exons. Gene Ontology annotation, molecular function: rRNA binding; GTP binding; ribosomal small subunit binding. Lineage: Eukaryota; Metazoa; Chordata; Aves; Piciformes; Lybiidae. Gene Ontology annotation, cellular component: mitochondrial matrix. The coding region runs from base 19 to 1431 and encodes 470 amino acids.
GCCCCGCGGCAGGGCAGCAUGGCGGCAGCCGCGGCUGUGGCGGCGGCCCGGGCCGUGCGCUGGGUCGCCAGAGCCGCCGCGGCGGGACCGCUCCUGCUGGGCCCAGCCCGUCUGCUGGAUAGCGGUGCCUUGCGGGCCGCUGCGCUCCCCGCCCGCGGGAGCGGCAGCAGCUCCGCGCUGGGCAGCAUCCUGGGCAUCCCCGCUGGAAAGCCGAGCGACUCCCUGGGGCAGCACCCACCGCCCGUUGCCACCAGCGUAGAAGAACAGAACCGCCUGUUACAGCAUCCGCCCGACCAGCCCCAGAGCCCUAAGGUGUUAAGAAUUGCCAUCAUCGGAGCACCCAACGCUGGGAAGUCCACACUCUCUAAUCAGCUCUUGGGCAGAAAGGUGUUCCCUGUCUCUAAGAAAGUGCACACAACCCGAUGCAAAGCCCGGGGUGUUGUCACACAUGAGGACACACAGCUGAUCAUUUUGGACACACCUGGCCUCACUAAUCCUUUGAAAGCCAAAAGACAUAAUUUGGAUAAAGCCAUGCUGACAGACCCAUGGGACAGCAUGAAACAUGCAGAUAUAGUUCUGGUUUUGGUGGAUGUGUCAGAUCAUUGGACACGAGACUCUCUGAGCAGGGAGGUGCUCAAGUGCCUUUCUAAGUUUCCUCAGAUCCCCAGCAUCCUGGUUCUGAACAAGGUGGAUCUGCUAAAGAAUAAAUUUAUUCUGCUGAACCUAGUAUCUGAGCUAACAGAGGGAAUUGUGAAUGGAAAGAAACUGGAAGUGAGAUCUGCAUCUAAAGAGGAUUCCAGUUCUUUAGCAAAGUCUCCUCAUCAAAUCGCUCAGGCUUCUCCACCUGAGAACAGAGUCCCAGGGUCUCACUGUCUGCAGGAAGCAGAUCAAGCUCAAGAAGGCUCUAGCUUGGACAGCAUCAGUGAUACAAGAGCUUCUGAGUCCAGGCUUACUGCAGAGGCACAAGGGCCAAAGCACUGUGGCCCUAGAGAUCUAAAAGAUCUGAAGGGCUGGCCAUGCUUCCAGGAGAUCUUCAUGCUGGCAGCACUGCACGGGGAGGAGGUGGAUACGCUCAAGCAAUACCUCCUGAUGCAAGCCAAGCCAGGUCCUUGGGAGUUUCACAGUGGGGUCGUGACCAGCCAGUCACCUCAGGAGAUCUGUGACAACAUCAUCAGGGAGAAGAUCCUGGAGUACUUGCCAAAGGAAGUGCCCUACGGUGUGACUCAGGUGACAGACCUGUGGGAGGAAGGCCCGAGUGGGGAGCUGCUCAUCAUGCAGAGCCUUUUAGUCCCAAGGAAGUCUCAUAUGGUGAUGUUGAUUGGAAGAGGAGGAAAGGUUAUCAGCAGGAUUGCUGAGGAGGCUGGCCAGGACCUGAUGAAUGCUUUCCUGUGUGAAGUCCGCUUGAAGCUUAAGGUGGGCUUGAAGACUUGAGCUCUUUGCAUAUAUUCUGACAGCUCCUGAACACUUUGGUCAUGUGAAGAAACUGGCCUCGUUCUCCCCAGGGGUGUCUUGAUUGAACCUUUGUCCAAUCCAGAAACAGGUGAUGGAACAUAGCAGGCUGAAGUGGAAGGUAUUCUUCUUCAGGGGAAUGGCCCAAACCAAAAUAAAAUCUUCAGGCCUCCUAUGGCACCCUGUCUUGUGGAAGCUGGGGAUGGACAGUAGAGAACCAGCUACACACAGUUAUAGUACUGCAGUAACAGAGCUGUCAUCUGCUUCUCUUGGGCUGUGUCCCAUGUCCUUGCUGUCAGGUGUUUGUGCCUGGAAGUUCAGGAGUGUCUCAGCUCUUUUAGCUGACAGAAGGCUGCAGUGAAGGAUUACCAGCAUGUCUGUCAUCUCUUCCGAAGGCUGAAUCACCCCAGCAGUGGUCAUGCAGGUGGAAGAGGCUAACCUAGCCCACAUGGUGUCUCGUGUUACCUGUUGCAGUUCCUGAGUGUGAGUGGAUGGCUGUGCAGGGAGCCAGUUUUGCCCAGGUAGACUAAGCAAAGGCUGGCUAGCAGCUGGCUAGCAGAAACACCACAAUGACUGGGUGUGACAGAAGUAGUUCUCAAACUCUUUGUAGAUCCUCAAGGCCAGUUUCCAGCUCUGUUGGAGCUCAUCUUGCAGGCUGCCAUGCACCAUCCUCUUAAAUGACUGCCAGCUGCUGCCUUCAUUCUGGCCUCUUCUGUGUUAUAGUUUGUGGAAAUGCUUGUUCCUUCUCUUUCCCCUCUCAUCUUUUCCUCCAGCUUCCUGUCUUGUGGCACUUGCUCCACAGGGCUGAGUCCGGUCACAGGCUCAUACCAGUGGAUUGCUGAAGAAGUGAGAAAUGGAACUGUGGUCCAUUCUAGAUGUGUCUGUGAGCUGCUUCCCUGAGCAGCAGUGGGAUCAGGGAAUGGCAUUUGCCAGAGUGUAUUAACUGGGAAGUGAGAUGGAGCAGGGAAUAGGUGUCUUUCUGCCUCUGCACAUCUUGCUUCUGUUGCCCAGUGGGGUCCUUCCUGUCCACCUCUCUGUAUGUUUGGCUAAUUAGUGAAUGAAUGUGUGAUUUGAAAAUGCCACCAGCAGCAUCUCACAGAUGCUUCCUUCUUCAGCAUGGCUUGUUCAUCAUGCAAAACCAGAGUAGAUGCCCCUUUGUUAGGAAUUUGAGCAGUUUAUUGCACCAGGGUCACAAAUAAAAAUGAGAAUGACAGCAGGUUCUGCAGUUCAGGUUUAAUGGGAUGUUGGGGUUGUGGGGCAGCUGGCACAAGUCAGGGUGUGAGCAAAUCUCAGAAGCUGGAGGAGCAAGACUUGGGCACCUUAUGCUUCUCUGUAGCCUUUGGCAUGCAGUGUGGUGGAGCCUGGCACCAUGAGUGUGUGCAUAAGCCCCUGCCCUCUGUGGCAGUCCACAUGUUGCCCUGUUGGAGGGCUUCAGUUUUGUCUCCACAAAUGGCCAUGCUCAGGUGUGUUGAGCACUGAGUAGCUUCUUGCCAGGUAAAUCCCUUUGUGCUGUUAGGAACGGACAUUCCCAAGUGAGGAAAAGCUGGGCUCCUGCUCCAGCCAGAGUGGUCAGGUAGAGGCUGCUGGGGACUCUCUGCUCCUGCCUGGGUCUGCUGUGAUACUGUGAUCAAGGAAAUGUUUCACUGGUUAUGUUUGAGCUGCAGGAGAUUCUCCUAUCACAAUUCGUCUGAGCACCAGGGUGAGAAGCCUCCAUGGAGUGCCCUGCCUUGUUUUCCUCUUGCAGGGGACACUGUGGUCCCUUGAUUGACACUACCUGACUUCUGUAUUUUCCUUGGAAUAAAAUGAAGUCCCAGCAGAA